Messenger RNA from Cornus florida, 1462 nucleotides. Its product is annotated as replication protein A 32 kDa subunit B-like. Gene Ontology annotation, molecular function: DNA binding. The transcript has 10 exons. Lineage: Eukaryota; Viridiplantae; Streptophyta; Magnoliopsida; Cornales; Cornaceae. Gene Ontology annotation, cellular component: site of double-strand break; DNA replication factor A complex; nucleus. The record is from RefSeq and is a predicted model, not a curated record. The coding region runs from base 90 to 935 and encodes 281 amino acids. Gene Ontology annotation, biological process: nucleotide-excision repair; DNA replication; double-strand break repair via homologous recombination.
AAAAAAUCCCAAUUUUAUUUUUAAACCAAUUCAUUCUGAUCUCGUCAAAUGGACUUCUGAGUUCUGAUUAGGGCUUUAGAGAAGAGAGUAUGUACGCGAGCCAGUUCGACGGCAACGCCGCCUUCUCCGGCGGCGGUUUCAUGCCCUCUCAGGCCACUCAGUCCGCCGAUCCUUCCUUCUCUCCCGCCAAAAAUCGUGAUUCCCAGCCUUUGCUUCCAUUGACCGUAAAGCAAAUAAGCGAAGCGUUCCAGUCCAGCGAUGAUAAAUCCAAUUUCCUUAUUGACGGUGUUGAUGUGAACAAUGUUACGUUGGUGGGCAUGGUAUUGAACAAAGCUGAAAGGGUUACUGAUGUUUCAUUCGCGAUUGAUGACGGAACAGGACGUAUUGACUGCAAUAGAUGGGUAAAUGAAGCUGUGGACACAAAAGAAAUGGAGGCAAUUUUGGAUGGCAUGUAUGUUCGUGUUCAUGGACAUUUGAAAGGCUUUCAGGGUAAAAGGCAAUUAGUAGUCUUCUCUAUCAGGCCAGUGACGGACCACAAUGAGAUUGCAUGCCACUUCGUUGAAUGCAUCUAUGUCCAUUUCUACAACACUAGAUUACGGAAGCUACAGGGACAGGGUGGUGUCCCUGCUCCGGCCCAUAUGCUGAAUUCAGCAGUUGGCACCCCUUCAAAGGGAUAUCAAGGUGCCCCACCAAAUCAGCAGUUUUCUGGACAAUACAGCAUUGAUGGUCUCAAGGGCAUUGAUCAAAUGGUCAUAGACUAUUUGCAGCAACCUUCUUGCCUAGCACGGGAAAAGGGUGUACAUCGUGAUGAAGUUGCCCAACAAUUAAACAUUCCAGUGGAGAAGAUCAUGGAAUCCAUCAGAUCCCUUGAAGAAGAAGGCCUGAUUUACUCAACAAUUGAUGAAUGCCACUACAAAUCUACUGGCAAUGGUUGAUGUCUUGCGUAAAAAAAAAAAAUAAGAAGAUGAAAUCAACUAGAGGACUAGUAAGCAGAUGCUAUCUAUAUCUCUUUUCAAUUGUGCUAUGUAGUUUAGUAUGACUAUUAUAUGUUAGUGAGGAGAUAGACUGAAUUAGAUAUAGUUGAGGAAAUGUGAUAUUCCAUGAGCUUCUCAUAAUUUCAUGACGCUAUUUUUUUCGGGAUGCAAGUGUAAUUUUACUUUUGAUGCACCAGUUGACCUGAAGUAGAAAUAAGCUAGGGGCAGUAGAUAGAAAUAAGAAAGCUAUUCCGGUUUUAGUUGGUGGAGAUGGAAUGAAGUAGGAGGAUGAUUGGCUAUGAAGUCUUGGAUCAAAGAAAAUAACAACGAAUGUGGACGUGGUGUUUUAUGCAUGGUUUGGAAGUUAUAAAAUUGUGAUAGUUGAAAGAGUCUAGGUUCCUUCCUUGUGGCCGGCUUUAUCAAAAUGGUUAUAUUAUUCUUGUUUUAAGCAAAAUAAGUGAAUCUAAUGGAGAACUUCAGCUUUAGUA